CAAGCGACUUGACCAGAACUACUUCAGCCGUAGUUUGUGCUGGUAUGAAGAAUAAGAGAUACAGAAAACAAACGCGAAAUCCCCGUCGUGGAUAACUGGCCGAAGCCAGUAUAACAGUACCGCGACCUAAAUCUAUCCACUCCAUCGGCACGAAGUCGGCACAUGUUAUCAAGAGCGUGGUGAGGAGAAUUGCAUGCGGUACAGGAGCCUAGGACGAAGGGAAGGAGUUGGAAUCGUAAACAUCAUGUCCAAGACAGAGGAGCAAGUUUGGGCCCUACCGAAGGCGCGGAGUAUCGUGAAAUCGCAAUUUUUAGGACCGGGAGUGAGAACUGGUCACGGCCACGAAGUGAUGAGAGCACAGUAUUCUGCUGGCCUUCUCAGUGAUGCUCGGCAUGAUAAUAACUGCCUGCCCAUAGAUGGUACCAAAUAUAUGAAUCUGUUCGCAUUGGCGCUUCUCAGCAGUUUGGAGCUUCUCUUUGAUGCUCGAGUUAUUGCUUAACAUGUAAUAUCGUUUGUGUUAGAAAGGAGACGAUGAGACCUAAAUUCAUCUUAAAAUUUCCUAGAAAUACCGAGCAAUUUUAUGGUUUCUUUCCGACUCUACGACCUGAUAAAGUUUUAGGGAUCCUAAAACUCAACCAAUUCUUAACUCAAACUUAACAUCAAACAAUCUCUGAUGCGCUUAAAGCUCAGAUUUAUGAAAUUGAGCAGAAAAACCAACAUUGCAUUCAGGGAUGUUGUCAUCGUGUGAGAACACUGAAAGCUGAUACAUGCGGAGGGAGAGAACCAACAUACAUAACAAUGUUCGAACCAUUGUCUUCCACAGUGGACAAACAUAAUGCGGCUGUUUACAGAGAAUGUGUCGACAGUUGCACGAUUGGCAUGGCAAGUGCACUUGUGUUGAAUAACUGCGAGAUUUUGUGAAAAUGCCGGAAGGAUAUGUGAAACAAAGAUAACCUUCGCAAGGCUAACAUCUUUCAAAAGUGCACCCCAUGUGACAUAUGAACUAUUUGAUCGUACAAGCAAAUUAUUUAUGGAACUCAUCGCAUGUAAAAAUGGUAAGUAAGCAAGGUCAUAUUAUAUAGCGUGGAAAGUUGGUGAGCAGGACUACCUUCAACUUCUCCUAAUUUUGAUUGCACAAUUUCAUAUGGACUGAUCUAAUGAAAACACAUCCAGGACAAGUCUGUCAGGUUUACAAGCAAAAGUUACUCUACAUUUUCAAAAGUCAAGCACUGGGUUACCUCGUAAGAAAAUCUUCAUCUUGCAGGAUAAAUUGAAGCCCAAAGAACCUGAUUCCAUAGAGUUCACUAUCCUCUAGCACGGCUUUCACACAGCAAAGCCUCGUGGAUAAGAGCUCUGAUUAAAAAUACCUCCUUGCAGACAUGGAGAUCCCGGGGAAGCACAGUACUUGAGCUCCAACUAACGGGCUGAUGAAAGCAGCAAGUGAGCUAGUUAACAUCAAUUACUCCUGCGUAGAACUAGGAAUGAAGAAACUCUCAGAUAGAUAUAAAUAGAUACAACUGGUUGAAGUAGGAAAAUAUUAAAGGCUGCCAUCUUAAGGUCGAAAAGUCAGUGAGAGGGAAGCUAAAAGUAGCUU
This is a messenger RNA of Marchantia polymorpha subsp. ruderalis, 1594 nucleotides long. The record is from the annotation of a GenBank genome assembly. NCBI's taxonomy places the organism in Eukaryota, Viridiplantae, Streptophyta, Marchantiopsida, Marchantiales, Marchantiaceae.